AAUAAAGCUCCCACCAUUAAUGGACAUGAUCACUACUCAGGUUACAAUCAAUACAACAGUCAGCAGCAGCACCAGCAGUCAAACAAAGCGUCAAGCAACUUAAAUGAAGAGGAGAAGAAGAAGACAUCUAAACCAAACUUUGACAAUCAAAAUGCACUGCAUCAACCUACAUCUGAUUUAACCUUUGUAAAAGUUGCACAAACUAACAAGUCAAAUGAAACUGCUGCCAUCCAUAGAAACAACAGCAACAACACCAACAACAUAAAUCACACGUAUCAAACAAAACUCAAUGGGAUAUCCUUAUCAGAUACAAAGUUAGAUGAGAAGACAUUUGUUCAAACGAUCGAUAAUGAAGGAGCUUUGGGAUCUAUAAUAUCAAUCAGUCCUGAGGAAUAUGAGAAGAAAGAGGCAGAUGAACAGAAACCUGAAGGGAAACAAAGCAGUAUUAUAACAAUGUAA
Molecule: messenger RNA, 459 nt
Organism: Trichobilharzia szidati
Lineage: Eukaryota; Metazoa; Platyhelminthes; Trematoda; Strigeidida; Schistosomatidae
Source: the annotation of a GenBank genome assembly